AUGUCUUAUGAACAAGAAGACCAGCCUUGGUUUGUGUUGAAACCGAGCUCUGCCCCUGUCCCGCUCGAGGAUUCAUCCUACGAGAAAGACACGACGGCACUUUCUCGAUGCCAGCAAUGCGACAUUGAAAAAGGGUACCAGUCGCCAGAUGACGCCCUCGACCACUGGCACGAACACCAUGCCAACAGCGCAUGCCCCCAACGAGCCAAACAAGGCAGGCCCUUCGACGACCCUUGUUUCGUCCGGAUCUACCAAAUAGUCCUCGAUACCAACGACCGCCCGAGCAAUACAGGGCUCAGGAGCUCAGCGUUUGCAAGCAGUCUGGUCUUUCAAUCCGACAUGCAGGACUUGGUCGAGAGGGCAGAUGAACUGCACAAGAUGGUCACGAGCGUGGCUGGCUCGGACGACUUGGUCAAUCAAAACGGCAACAGACCCCAUCUCCCCAGCAGUCUGGUCGAGGCCUUUGAACGCAUCGUCAGCCUAUUUGUGCUGAAGGCCAAAGAGUUGUCCUGGCUGAACAGAUUUGCCCUCAAGUCCGACCCAACAUACGGCCGACAUGCCCAACGACGUUUAGAUCAACUCAGGAGAACCGGCGACGCUAUCUCGGAACAGGCCCGGGGUCUUCUAAGCCGCGCCAAAGAGGACAUCAUGUUGUUGGGCACCAGCAAGCGCGACGUGGAGAGGAUCGUCAUAGCACCCAUUGGGCCUGAAUUCCUCGCGAUGUCGCUGAUCAGCAACCUGCAGAACAACAUACUUAUCCGUGGGACCGACAAGCGAUUCGACCUCAUCAACCAUUACAGGAACCGCGCGGCCAGACUUCGGUUCGAAACCAACAGAAGACCCAAGAGAAAUGCAUUCGUGCAGAUCCACGCCCUCGAGGAGGAGCUGGAAGCUCUUCAGAUGGUGGUUGAUUCGCAGCAAGAGCUCUGGAGGGCCCACCACAAGCUCUUCUCCCCCCUGACUUUCAAAUGCCCGACCACCGAUUGGUUUUACUACCGAGAGAGAAAGUCAAUGUUCAGACUCGAGAGCAAAGGUGUCCGUAGGCAGCAAAGGCGGCUAGCUGAGCGCGAAAGAGCCCUCUGGAUCCUGCGAAAGAGAACCCGGGCCCUGAGAGACGAUACGAAGCAAAGGAUCGAGAUACUUGACGAGGGUCACGGGAGGGCGAUUCGGGUUUUCACCAUCGUGACGUUGUUUUUCCUGCCAUUGUCGUUCGUGACAAGCUUCUUCGGCAUGAACACGACCGAUGUCAGGGACACGAAGUAUGACCAAAGGAUCUUUUGGUCCACGGCCCUGCCUGUCACAUUUGGGGUCAUAGGGCUGGCGUUCAUGUACGGCUACAAGUGGGAUCUAGUCAGAGCAUGGUUUUCCCGUACAUUCAAGUCGACAGAACGACACGCAAACAGCUACAUGGCAGCGCAGGAGCAAAAGCUUAGCUGGGUGACCACAGUGGACCAGAAAGACCCCUGGGUGCCAGGUCGUGGCGAUCACAGUGUGAACGGCUGGAGAGAGCGAAUGUCGUUUCUCUCCGUACAACGGCGGAGGAGAAAGAACAAAGUCCCGAGAAAAAAGACUGAAGAUAGCUUGUUUCGUCCGUGA
Messenger RNA from Colletotrichum siamense, 1596 nucleotides. RefSeq lists its product as uncharacterized. Gene Ontology annotation, biological process: transmembrane transport; metal ion transport. The transcript has 2 exons. NCBI's taxonomy places the organism in Eukaryota, Fungi, Ascomycota, Sordariomycetes, Glomerellales, Glomerellaceae. Gene Ontology annotation, cellular component: membrane. Gene Ontology annotation, molecular function: metal ion transmembrane transporter activity. The record is from RefSeq and is a predicted model, not a curated record. The coding region runs from base 1 to 1596 and encodes 531 amino acids.